GUUUACACCUGUGUUCGACAUUUUGUGUGAUUGUUCCGCUAUUCGGUACUGUUAGUUGGUUGUUACAAUAACUGCAUUGCGGAUACCGACGGCUCUUGUUUUGUUUACACGUCCGAUCGUGAUUACUGUACUAACAUUGCUUGUGCAAGACUAAUUACAUGUGUGUUUCUGCUUGGUGCUCAAGAGCGUACCCCCGGGCUAUCUGUUUAUGACAUUAAUGUUUUAGGUUGGAAUCCCCAGUGCUCGCCGAGGUUGCCUGCAGGUUCACUCAAGCUCAACCAGCUCUUUGGCACUGCUGCUACAUUGUGAGGUGUCCUGCCGAUGGUUUCGCAGUCUUCGCCCGAGCAGCAGUAGGAUUGCAGCCGGCGUUCCCGCGGGCAUGAGGGCAUGAACCCGGCGGGCGGCGACUCCCGGUGCGCCUCCCCCAGCGACGGCGGCCGCGGCGCGCAGGACAAGGACAAGGCCACGCUCAAGGUGCACCUGCCCAACGGCUGCUUCAACCUCGUCAAGUAUGGCGACGCCAUCGACGUCAAGGGCAUCAUAUCCCUGGUUACCAGCCGGCUUGCUAGUGGUGAAAGAGCAUGCCAGAGCAUGUAUGCCAUGCGUCUUGUCCACCCACCAUCAGGGGAGGUGUUCUGGUUACACCAGGACACCACAAUGUACCAAGUUCAAGAAAAGUAUGAGUACCAGCACCCACAUUCAGAAUGGCGGUAUGAGCUGCGGGUGCGCUACCUUCCGGACAAUCUGAAUGAGUUGUACGAGAAGGAUCGUGUUACCUUUGCAUUUUAUUAUGAUCAGGUUCGCCUGGACUAUUUGACUGCUGAUCAUCCAUCUCUAGACUACGAUGUUGCUGUACAACUAUGUUGCUUGGAAAUAAGGAAUUUCUACAAAGAGAUGCCUCAUGUUGCCCUUGAUAAGAAGUCCAAUCUUGAGUACCUGGAACGUGAGGUGGGAAUGCACAAAUUUUUGCCCCGUGCUGUGCUCGACAGCUUGAAGCCAAAGCAGCUGCGGAAAAUGAUCCAGCAGCAUUUCAAGAAAUUUGCGUCUCUGUCUGAGGUGGAAUGCAUGUUUAAAUUCUUGGAACUGCUCAGAGCACAUUACCGAUUCGACCAAGAACGCUUCCGCUGCUCUCUUGGACAAUCGAGCAUUUCCAUCCCAGUGGAACUGGUGAUAGGACCGGAGCUGGGAAUAUCGUACAUGUCGGGUCGAGCGACAACACCGACUAAGAUUUCAGAGUUCAACAGAGUCCGUGGACUGCAGACACUUGUCUCAGACUGUGAUGCUCACCCCAAGGCUGUUGUUAAGAUGUGGCUGGCAGGCUCAUCUGAAACGCUAUCGCUGACUUGUGCAUCCCUGAGGGAGGCGGAGAGCCUAGCUGACCUUGUGGAUGGCUACUGCCGACUUGUCACUGGCUCUCAAGAGUCUCUGUGGGACCGAAAAGCUGCCGUGUGGAAACGCUUUCCCUGCCCUUGUGCUGUCAAAGAUGCUCACCCUCCCAAGUACCCUGACAGUGGAGGUGGAGACAAAGUGCCACCAAGAGGAACCAUGCUUUCUGAAGACUAUGCAGAAAUUGUGGAUGAGGAAGGGGACUAUUCUACACCUGCCACAAAGGAUUAUGAACUGGACCGUAGCCGUGUUGAGCUGGGUGAAACAAUUGGUGAGGGCCAGUUCGGGGACGUUCACAAAGGCACAUUCAGAGCUGCCGAUGGAACACCGGUACCUGUUGCAGUAAAAACCUGCAAAGCUGAUGCCGAUCUUGCCACUGCUGAGAAGUUUCUGGAGGAAGCAUACAUAAUGCAGCAGUUUGAUCAUCCCCACAUCAUCAAGUUAAUUGGAGUCUGCUCAGAGAGCCCCAUCUGGAUUGUAAUGGAACUGGCGAGGUUAGGGGAGAUGAGGGCAUAUCUCCAGAGCAACCGUCAUAUACUCACCUUAGCUACACUGCUGCAGUAUACGUAUCAACUUAGUACUGCACUGUCAUACCUGGAAAGUAAGAAGUUUGUGCACAGGGACAUAGCAGCACGCAACGUUCUUGUAUCAUCCCAUAACUGUGUGAAAUUGGCGGACUUUGGUCUUAGUCGGUGGGUAGAAGAUCAGAGUUAUUAUAAGGCAUCCAAGGGAAAGCUGCCCAUUAAAUGGAUGUCGCCAGAGUCGAUCAACUUUCGGCGGUUCACCACUGCGUCAGAUGUCUGGAUGUUUGGUGUGUGCAUGUGGGAGAUACUCAUGUUAGGUGUGAAGCCAUUUCAAGGAGUGAAGAAUAAUGAUGUCAUUGGGAAAAUUGAAAAUGGCGAAAGACUGGCUCUUCCACCCAACUGCCCUCCACGACUGUACAGUCUUAUGUCGCAGUGCUGGGCUUAUGAACCAUCAAAAAGGCCAAGUUUCAAGGAAAUAAGAGAAGUUUUGCAUGAGAUCCUGUUGGAGGAACGAAAUCAGCAGCAGGAAACAAUGAGGAGAGAAAACCGCCGGGUGCAAGCAAUGUCAUGGGGCUCAUCUGGAUCUGAUGACCCUCCACCUCCAAAGCCAGCUCGAUUUCCCGUCCCGGGUGCUGCGAAUCCCGCAUCGGCAAAUGCUGCUGCCGGGCCGACUACGUACAUAGUGGCGCAGAACCCGGAGGUGCUGGUGCAAUUGUUGCGCGAGAAUGAAACCCGUGGGCUGUCGCCGGCGCAGUACAACACGCCGGCCUCGGUCUUCAACACACUAGCGGUAGACUUUGAGCCCGCUGCGAACUGCGGGGCUGGCCCCUCGGGCGUGCCCGAUAAUCCUGCUGAUCAGUCAGUGCCGGCACCAGCGCCGGCAGAGCCGCCCUCCCCCAGCUCUGAACAGCAACAGCAGCAGCUCUACGGAGACACUGCUGUGAUAUCGGCAGAUGGCCAGGAUUCGGCCAUCAGUGACGGUGACGGCUCACUGGAACUGGAGCGCAGGAUGCUGGAAGCACGGCUCAGGCAGCAGCAGCAGCAGUCAGAGGAGGACAGCCGCUGGUUGCAGGAGGAGGAGACAAACCUGAAAAAGCGGCUCCCUUCAACAGCUUCAGUCAGUGUGUCGUCAGAGCCGGACGAGUGCCCAGAUGGUCCAGCCACAGCUGCUGGGACACCUGAGAGGUCGAACACACCCUGUGGCAGUGGGGGCAGUACGAAGACGGGAUCGCUGCACGCAGAGGAGCCUCAGAGGGUCAUUGUUGUCAAGAAAAUGGAACCUACCCCAACUGCUGACCUCGACCGUACCAAUGACCGCGUGUACGACUGCACGACCAGCGUAGUGAGGGCCAUCAUGCUGCUGUCACAAGGUGUGCAGAACAGCCGGGCCGACCAGUACCUUGAGCUGGUGAAGAAGGUGGGCAUCGAGCUGAGGGCGCUCCUGGCCAGUGUGGAUGUGCUCGUGCCACAUUUCCCCGUCUCUGCUCAUCGUGAGGUCGAGAUGGCGCAUAAGGUAUUGAGCAAGGACAUGGGUGAGCUGGUGAGUGCGAUGCGGCUGGCACAGAACUACAGUGCUACUACGCUCGAUGCCGAGUACCGUAGGGGUAUGCUGUCAGCAGCUCACGUGCUGGCAAUGGACGCCAAGAACCUGCUCGACGUCAUCGAUGCCGUGCGCCUGCGGCAUCCGGACGUCGAUGCCCUGAUGCGUGGUGCACCGCCCGACACGGGAGCUGCCUCUGCCGCAGCCCCCGCACCUGCCCCCACGCCCGCCACCAGCUAGCGCGAGCAGGCCACGACCACCUGUGCUGCGAGUCCACCUCCGUGGUGUCGCUCCUUCUGGAGAUGUGGGCUUUUCUUCUCAACAUUCCUUAAAUUUAGUUUUUUAAGUCUUUAUUCUUGCUUGUAUUCAGUUUGCGUUGAAACAGUAUAAGACUCAGAUGUGUGCUCAUAUGAGUGGAGGAAAACGAGAGAAAACAGUUUUUAAUGAUAGUCUGGCUUUCCUCUGAAUCAUCCUUUAAUUCUAGAUUAGAUCAUCCUCAAACAUUUGCUUUCCAGAGGUUAAAAGGAAGACUGCUAUCUUUUGUAUGGUAUAUAAACCAGGAAAUACUCCACUGCCAACAGUAAUCUGAUUUUUACAUUUUUUUUUACUUUAAAAUAUCUUAAGUACCAAGGACAUUAAUUUAUAAGUUUGAUUAAGAAACUGUGCACUGUUUUUAUCAAUAUUCACAACACUUCUGCCAGUGUAAAUCUCAUUCUUUGGUGCUCUAUUUUUAUAGAUAAAAUAAUUUGACAGAACAGAAUGGUACCGUUAAGUAAAAAUAAAGGAAAUUGUGAAGUUUCCUCAUGUGUGUUAUUGUCAUCAUCAUCAUCAUCAUCAUCAUCAUCAUCAUCAUCAUCAAUGACAGCAUUGUGAAUAUUUGUUUUUCACUUCAUUCUGCAAUUAGAAAGGAGUUUCAGUUUCACUUAAGUUUUCACUUAACAAAUUUGACAGUAAACACUAUGUUUCUUCAUGUUGUAUGUAUUUUGGACGUAAUGAUGAGGAGUAAAUGGAAUUUUUGAAAAACAUACUUAUUUUACACAUGUAUGUAUCAAACAUACUGAAGCAUACAGUGACAGUGUAGCCUCUUAUAAAUUAUCGUGAUUAGCCAGUUGAGAAUGUUACAAAUGAAAGACUACUUUAAUAAGAUUAUUUAUAUUCUUGUAUGUGGCAUCGCUAAGUGCUUUUGUGUAUUGUACACAUAUAAGAAUAUUUGUACUCUGCCUUUAUACACAGCAAGCAUAAAUAUUAUUAUCAAGGAAAUGUUGCUGCAAUAUAAAGUUUUAUGUACAGUCUUUAUUUAAUUGAUUUGCUCAAGCUAUAUAUCUGGUGUGUACAGAAUACUGUUGUUAAGGCAGUGGAGUGUGACUGUAGCACUUUUGAAUUCCGUGUGUGCUUUAGUUCUGAACUAUGCAACACUUCAGACUCUGGCUAAACUUCUGCUGUCAUCUUCGCCUUUAGUAGGCUAGUGGAAAUUCAGAUGUUAUUGAAAGUAGUGUGUUUGCAACAGUAUUCCUAUUCAUAUUCAUGUGUUAAGGGCAAUACAUAAAAUACAAAUGACCAGAUGUAGAAAAUUAGUUUUCAGCAAAGCCGUGAGAUAGAAAAGUGUUGCGUUUUUCAGUUACUCAGCUAAAUUAUUGUAGCUUGUUUUCAUGGAUCCUUUGUUGAAGUGUAACCAUAAAGAUGUGUAUUUGUAUGUUUGGAUUUUUAUAAUGAUUUUUUUUGUUCUUGUUCUUUAGCUGCCUGCUGCCUUAUUGUGCAUGCAGUGAACUGAUGAUACUACUUCAGACCUUAAGAGCCAGACUGUUGAACCUCAUUUGCUGUAGCCAAAAUUUUAUAUGCCUCAGUAAAUUUUGUUCCUCCUAUUCACAGUGAUAAAAGAAACUUGUAUAUUAUCUGUUUAGCAGUACUCAGUUGCUGAACUCAUCCACUUAACUAGUCACAGUGUUGAAUGAGAGUGUGCCUGAUAUCAGUGUGACAAGCACAGAAUUGUGCUUUCCUGUGAGAUAUAACUCAUAAUUUAUACCUGUCAUAGGUAACUAUGCUUGCCUUAUGAGCAAUGUCAUUAUCAUUGUUGUUAUUGUCAUAUUAUUAUUUCUGUUUUAUUACUACUGUAUUAAGAGUGCAUUUGUCAUCUUCAGAGUUUUAAAAAGAAAUUAAACCAGUUUGUCUUUUGCA
Messenger RNA from Schistocerca americana (American grasshopper), 5625 nucleotides. It is a transcript of the gene Fak, whose product is annotated as focal adhesion kinase 1. Gene Ontology annotation, biological process: protein phosphorylation; signal complex assembly. Gene Ontology annotation, cellular component: cytoskeleton; focal adhesion. The transcript has 23 exons. Bases 388 to 3690 code for a protein of 1100 amino acids. NCBI's taxonomy places the organism in Eukaryota, Metazoa, Arthropoda, Insecta, Orthoptera, Acrididae. The record is from RefSeq and is a predicted model, not a curated record. Gene Ontology annotation, molecular function: protein tyrosine kinase activity; ATP binding.